AUGUCGUUUACCUCCGCAGCUGUACUGAAGUGGCGGAUGUCUCCGCGCAAAUUCAGCUCCCAGGGUGCGGACGGCAUUCGCUCGAAGGCGUUGAAAGUUCCUGCCAUGCGUUUGACAGGAUUACUAGCAAUUUUCUUUCAACGAUUUCUGCACGAGAUGCACGUCCCCACAAUGUGGAAGCACGGAAUCAUCACGCCCAUCUACAAAAGUGGCAGUCGUGCUGAACCAGCAAAUUAUCGCCCGAUAACACUACUUCCUGUGAUGUCCAAGAUUAUGGAGUCCACUUCAGCUGAAGCUUUGAUGGGGUACCUCGAGAACAACAAAAUUCUCGUUCCGGAACAGCGCGGAUUUCGCAGAAAUGGCUCAUGUACGACUAAUCUCUUGAUUGCUCGUGCAAACUGGACGGAAUCUGUGAACGGUGGUGUAGGAGUCGACGCGGCCUAA
Molecule: messenger RNA, 444 nt
Organism: Dicrocoelium dendriticum
Lineage: Eukaryota; Metazoa; Platyhelminthes; Trematoda; Plagiorchiida; Dicrocoeliidae
Source: the annotation of a GenBank genome assembly